ACUUCUCCCGAGCGCGCGCUCUCCGGCCGGUGCCUACGGAACUCGAAUCUCCUUUAGAGCCCUCCUCUUGGCUUUCCAGCCCCCGCCCUCCGCCUCGAGCACUGCGCGCGCGCGCUCCCGGCCGGGGCCACCUCUAAAGCUAGAAGCUGCUUGCCCCACCCCCACCCUACCUCACCCCACCCACCCCUGGCGGCCUCAGGUUUGUGGGGCGUAAGUAACUCCGGCGGGGGUGUGAAGGUGGCAGGCUCCCACUAUCCCACCCUGUACGGGGUGAGGCGGUCUAAGCUCGGGAGGCUGGUACACGAUUAUCUUCCCUUCCCCGGGGGAAGUUGGUGGAGUUUUCCCGGCAGACGGUUCGGCGCAGAAACUUCCUCCGUCCCCCUCCCCCCCCUCCAUGCAGGCGACGCCGACUGAGGCUGAGGCUGGGGGCGAAUCGCCGCAGAGCUGCGUGACGGAGGUGCACUCUGAUUGGACAGCGGCAAAGCCUGUCAGUUUAUUGGCCCCGCUGAUCCCACCCCGUAGCGCCGGGCAGCCUUUAACCUUUGGCCCUAGCGGGCGCCAGCCACUCAGAUCGCUUCUUGUUGGUAUGUGUAGCGGCAGUGGCCGCCGGCGGAGCAGUCUGAGCCCGACGAUGAGGCCGGGGACGGGAGCCGAGCGUGGAGGCCUCAUGAUGGGGCAUCCUGGAAUGCAUUAUGCCCCAAUGGGAAUGCACCCUAUGGGUCAGAGAGCGAAUAUGCCUCCUGUACCUCACGGAAUGAUGCCACAAAUGAUGCCCCCUAUGGGAGGGCCACCAAUGGGACAAAUGCCUGGAAUGAUGUCUUCUGUGAUGCCUGGAAUGAUGAUGUCUCAUAUGUCUCAGGCUUCCAUGCAGCCUGCUUUACCGCCAGGAGUAAAUAAUAUGGAUGUAACAGCAGGUACAACAUCCGGUGCAAAAUCUAUGUGGACUGAACAUAAAUCACCUGAUGGAAGGACUUACUAUUAUAAUACUGAAACAAAACAGUCGACUUGGGAGAAACCAGAUGAUCUUAAAACACCAGCUGAGCAACUUUUAUCUAAAUGCCCUUGGAAGGAGUACAAAUCUGACUCUGGAAAGCCUUACUAUUAUAAUUCGCAAACAAAAGAAUCACGCUGGGCCAAACCUAAAGAACUUGAGGAUCUUGAAGGAUACCAGAAUACCAUUGUUGCUGGAAGUCUUAUUACAAAAUCAAACCUGCAUGCUAUGAUCAAAGCUGAGGAAAGCAGUAAGCAAGAAGAGUGCACCACAACAUCAACAGCCCCAGUUCCUACAACAGAAAUUCCGACUACAAUGAGCACCAUGGCUGCUGCAGAAGCAGCAGCAGCUGUUGUUGCUGCAGCAGCUGCAGCAGCAGCUGCAGCAGCUGCAGCUAAUGCCAGUGCUUCAACCUCUGCUUCUAAUACUGUGGGUGGAACUGUUCCAGUUGUUCCCGAGCCUGAAGUUACUUCCAUUGUUGCUACUGUUGUAGAUAAUGAAAAUACAGUAACAAUUUCAACUGAAGAACAAGCUCAACUUACUAGUACUCCUGCUGUUCAGGAUCAAAGUGAAGUAUCCAGUAACACUGGAGAAGAAACAUCUAAGCAGGAAACAGUAGCGGAUUUUACUCCCAAAAAAGAAGAGGAAGAAAGCCAACCAGCCAAAAAAACAUAUACGUGGAAUACAAAGGAGGAGGCAAAGCAAGCAUUUAAGGAAUUAUUGAAAGAAAAGCGGGUUCCAUCCAAUGCUUCAUGGGAGCAGGCAAUGAAAAUGAUCAUUAAUGAUCCACGAUACAGUGCGUUGGCAAAGUUGAGUGAAAAAAAGCAGGCCUUUAAUGCCUAUAAAGUCCAGACAGAAAAAGAAGAAAAAGAAGAAGCCAGAUCAAAAUACAAAGAGGCUAAAGAAUCCUUUCAGCGUUUUCUUGAAAAUCAUGAGAAAAUGACUUCCACAACCAGAUACAAAAAAGCAGAGCAGAUGUUUGGAGAAAUGGAAGUCUGGAAUGCAAUAUCAGAACGUGAUCGUCUUGAAAUCUACGAAGAUGUUUUAUUCUUUCUUUCAAAAAAAGAAAAGGAACAAGCGAAGCAGUUGCGAAAGAGAAAUUGGGAAGCCUUAAAGAACAUACUUGACAACAUGGCUAAUGUAACUUACUCUACUACUUGGUCUGAAGCCCAACAGUAUUUGAUGGAUAAUCCAACUUUUGCUGAAGAUGAGGAAUUACAGAACAUGGAUAAAGAAGAUGCAUUAAUUUGCUUUGAAGAACACAUUCGGGCAUUAGAAAAGGAAGAAGAGGAGGAAAAACAAAAGAGUUUGCUGAGAGAAAGGAGACGACAACGUAAAAAUAGAGAAUCUUUUCAGAUAUUUUUAGAUGAAUUGCAUGAACACGGACAACUGCAUUCGAUGUCAUCUUGGAUGGAAUUGUAUCCAACAAUUAGUUCUGAUAUUAGAUUCACUAAUAUGCUUGGUCAGCCGGGAUCAACUGCACUUGACCUUUUCAAGUUUUAUGUUGAGGAUCUUAAAGCACGUUAUCAUGAUGAGAAGAAGAUAAUAAAAGACAUUCUAAAGGAUAAGGGAUUUGUAGUUGAAGUUAAUACUACUUUUGAAGAUUUUGUGGCAAUAAUCAGUUCAACUAAAAGAUCAACCACAUUAGAUGCCGGGAAUAUUAAGUUGGCUUUCAAUAGUUUACUAGAAAAGGCAGAAGCCCGUGAACGUGAAAGAGAAAAAGAGGAGGCUCGGAAGAUGAAACGGAAAGAAUCUGCAUUUAAGAGUAUGUUGAAACAAGCUACUCCUCCAAUAGAGUUGGAUGCUGUCUGGGAAGAUAUCCGGGAGAGAUUUGUAAAAGAGCCAGCAUUUGAGGACAUAACUCUAGAAUCUGAAAGAAAGCGAAUAUUUAAAGAUUUUAUGCAUGUACUUGAGCAUGAAUGUCAGCAUCAUCAUUCAAAGAACAAGAAACACUCUAAAAAGUCUAAAAAACACCACAGGAAACGUUCCCGCUCUCGAUCAGGGUCAGAUUCAGAUGAUGACGACAGCCAUUCAAAGAAGAAGAGACAGCGAUCAGAGUCUCGUUCUGCUUCAGAACAUUCUUCUAGUGCCGAGUCUGAGAGAAGUUAUAAGAAGUCAAAAAAACAUAAGAAAAAAAGCAAGAAGAGGAGACAUAAAUCUGACUCUCCAGAGUCAGAUGCUGAACGAGAAAAGGAUAAAAAAGAAAAAGACCGGGAAAGCGAAAAAGAAAGAACUAGACAGAGAUCAGAAUCAAAGCACAAAUCGCCCAAGAAAAAGACUGGAAAGGAUUCUGGUAAUUGGGAUACUUCUGGCAGUGAACUGAGUGAAGGCGAAUUGGAAAAGCGCAGAAGGACCCUUUUGGAGCAACUGGAUGAUGAUCAAUAAAUUAUACCAAAUAUGUUUACAGUAUGAUUUAAAGUCUAAUUCAGACCAGGGACUCUAUUUUAAGUUCAAUUGAAAUGACACUGGGUUUUAAUUAUAUCACAGGGAGAAAAGUGCAUUUAAGUAUUGUUAUUGUGGACUUUAUAAAAGCAAAGGAAAUUGAAAAUAACAUUUGAUUCUGUAUCAAGAAUCAUAUUUUCAUAUGGUCAUAACUGUCUUUCUGUGACCCUUUCAUAGGGCACUGCAGGAUGGAUUAAAGGUGGCAAUUUAUUGAUAACUGCAGAUGUCUCUACUUUGUUCUAAAGUCUAAGUCAUUAGGUGAUUUGAUUUACUUUAUAGAAGUUGGAUUUUGAUGAUAUAAUGAAAAAAUUUUGAUAACUAGUAGUACAAAAAAAGCACCAGCAACUGACAAAACUGCUUUUUUGUGCACUACCCAACUGGUUAAAGCCAAUAUGAUCUUUUAUGGUGAACUCAGAAAUAGGUGUUCUUAAUGGAAACCUGGUAGACCCUUAACUAUAGUAGUGCUAAUGAGCACUACUAUAAUAAAGCCACCAUUAUUUUUUAUGAAACAUCUGAAUACAUUUUAAAAAGGCUAUUGUGAGGGCAUUAUUUUGAGGUGAUGUUUAAAAAGUUAACAUCAAAUCAAAUUGUAAAUUACUUUAAAUAUAUUGCCUUAAGGACCUACUAAAGAAUGUGCCACCAAACUUUAAGUGAUAGUUGCAAUAUCCUUGUCUAAAAACAAAAAUCAAUGUUGACUUAAACAUUUUCUUUAACAGUUGUCUUUUUUUAAUCCAAUCUUUCUCUUGCUUUUUUUUUUUUUUCUCCAUUGAGGAAGUCUUUUACCUUCCCUAUUCAUUGAGAAGCAUUGACUUCGUGGUACACAUUCUAAAGCAUUUCUGAUUUGAAUAUUUUUGUACAUUUUUAUCGAUUAUUAAACCUUCUCUUCUAG
Talpa occidentalis (Iberian mole) is the source of this 4322-nucleotide messenger RNA. RefSeq names its product pre-mRNA processing factor 40 homolog A (gene PRPF40A). Bases 395 to 3376 code for a protein of 993 amino acids. The transcript is spliced from 26 exons. The record is from RefSeq and is a predicted model, not a curated record. Gene Ontology annotation, cellular component: U2-type prespliceosome; U1 snRNP. Gene Ontology annotation, molecular function: protein binding; RNA binding. Lineage: Eukaryota; Metazoa; Chordata; Mammalia; Eulipotyphla; Talpidae. Gene Ontology annotation, biological process: mRNA cis splicing, via spliceosome.